GGAAAAGGGAGGGCCGGUUAGCUGAAGCUACUGAGGAAGAGGAAGACAACAGGGUCCGCUAUCGUGGGCUCAGACGACGACUUCGCCGACGACAGUCGUGCGAGGGCAAGGGCAAAGGCGGCGGCGGCGAGAAGAAGAUGGCUUAUCCGUCCGAGUGCAGCGUACUGUCGUAUGUGGUCGCACGGCAAAUCGACGACAAGGUCGAUUACUGCAAGAGCCUGAUGAACGCCAGAUUCGAGAACUCGGAGAAUCUCUAUAGGAAGGACCUGCUGUCCCAUUACGGAUGCGUUAACGCGAUUGAGUUCUCGAAUCAGGGUGAUCUGCUCGUCUCCGGUGGCGAUGACAGGAGAGUCCUACUGUGGAAAGUGGAGCAGGCAAUACGGGGUGUGGGCAAGCCCACCGUGAUGAAGGCUCAGCACGUUAGCAAUAUAUUCUGUCUCGGUUACGACAGCAGCAAAACCAAGAUAUUUUCCGCAGGGAACGACGAUCAAGUCAUAGUCCACGACUUGGAAACGAGCGACGUGCUCAACUUCUUCCUGCACGAAAAGCCGGUCUACGGUCUGUCCAUUCAUCCGCACAAUGACAAUGUCUUUGCCAGCGCCUGCGACGACGGGAGAGUCCUGAUUUAUGAUAUACGCGGCUCCAGCGCCACGGAAACGUUUUGCCUGGCGCAAUACAAGACCGCUUUUCACUCCGUCAUGUUUAACCCUGUGGACCCCAGAAUGCUCGCCACCGCCAACGCCAAGGAAGGCGUCAGCAUGUGGGACGUGCGGAAACCUUUGGAACCUGUAUUACGCUACGGGAGCGAGACUCCGGCACAGAGCUGCAUGAACGUGCGGUUUAACGCUUUGGGCAACCGAUUGCUGGCCUUACGGAGAAGAUUGCCACCAGUUCUUUACGCGGUCGACUCACCCACGCACUUGUGUGAAUUCGACCACCCGGGUUACUACAACAGCUGUACUAUGAAGUCAUGCUGUUUCGCCGGAGAUAACGACGAAUACGUUCUCUCUGGUUCCGAUGAUUUUAACCUUUACAUGUGGAAGAUCCCGUCGACGGAAGUGAAAUGGGUGGAAUCUGCUCACAUGGUACUACGUGGUCACAGAUCGAUCGUUAAUCAAGUUCGGUACAACCAAGCGAGUUGUAUCUUCGCAUCGUCCGGCGUGGAGAAGAUCAUAAAGAUCUGGAGUCCGUUUCCGCUCGGAGCUGGAAGUCUAGGAGGAUUGAAGAGGGACGCUGGUAAACAAGAGAAACAGCGCCGAGUGUACACGCAUGACGAAUACAUUGGAUUGGUUUUGCGUAGCGGACAGUUUAUGACACACGACUAUAGCCACCAGUCUACCAGAGAAGACUCGCGAAUGAUGGCCUUCUUUGAUUCUCUUGUGCAACGCGAAAUUGAAGGCUGGAGCUCCGAGGACGGGCCGACUGCGCCACAAACUCCGAAUGGCGAGCCCGAGAUCAACCCGGUAACAGGACAGCCGUACAGUGAAUCGGACUUUGACGCUGAUUCCACUGCGUCAGAGGCCGGCGUAGCUCCCGAGAGACCGUUGGGGUCGCCGAAUCGUAUAACUCGACUCAUCGCAGCUCGCAGGGAGAAGCUCAUGCGAUUAGCCGCGACGGAUUGCGGUACGACAACGUGCAACAAUUCGACAAACAUAGCCGAGCGAUCCGCCUCGUGUUCCGCUAGCGAAGGGGACAGUGCACGCACGAAAUGUAGAUCUAAAUCACGAUCGAAGUUGAAAGGCAUCAAGAGGAAACACGCCAGGAUAUCCGGUAGGAGAAGCAGAGUUAGGAGAAAGUGUACCGUGUUAAAGAUCAAUAGUGAUUCGGAUAGUGAUGACGAACAACCUGUUGACGCGGCUCAACCUAGUACGAGUUCCGGUGUGAUCUCCCGAAGAUCGCGAUACGUCGCCAACACGAUCGAGAAUGACACCAAGCAUACGAGUUAUAGCAGCAGUACCACCAGCAGUACCACUACCAGCAGCAGCAGCAGCAGCAGCAGCAGCAGCGGUAGCAGCAGCAGCAGCAACAGCAGCAGUAGCAGUAGCAGCAGUAACAGCAGCAGUAGUAGUUCCGAGGACAACGAUAUCCCCGUGAAACGAAAACAUUCUAAAACCGAUUCAGACGCAUCCGCGAAGGCGCACAGAAGGAAGCAUAGGAACAAGUGUAAAAACAGGUCCCGGAACGAGAGCUCCGGCAAGAAGUCAAGUAAACGUGCUAAAUUCGAUGAGGACACGGAGGAGGAGUGGUACGGCUGGAUGAACGGUGCCAGCACCGGCAAGCCGCGGGAAGACGGACCGUCAACCCCGACCAAGAAGCCGCUUCAAGUUCCUUGUUCCCCUGACAGCGGUAUUAAGUCGGGAGUCUCUACGGGAGAAAAGAGCAGCGGACAGACGCGCAAAGAACGAGACGCGGACAGUUCCGAUUACGAACAAAAACUAAAGAGCUUUGAGUGUUUCCGUAAGAAAGUGGACGUGGCGAGGAGGAGUUACCGCAAUCGAUCCGCCGCCGCGCCUCCGACCCAAACGAUUUCCACCACGUCCGAAACCACAACCGACUCUUCCGAUUGAGAGUUCCCACGUCGCUCCUCGCAACUCUGCCACCCCGACUCACCUCCUCCUUCCCUUUGUACAUAAUGUAUCUGUGAUUCCUUGAAGUAUAUUUUUAUAACACUAAGUUGGGUCACACGCGCGAACAUGCGGUCGAUCGUUUUUCUAUCUUGUUUUAGAUUAGAGCUCGGAAUUAGUUGUCCAUCUUGGAUGAUUUUCGAGAGCUACGCCUUCUAUCUUCCCCUUGCUGCGCGGCGGGCCUCGAAACUGACGGUCGCGGCUCCAAGCCUCAGCCGUUGGGAUUAUAAGGAGCGCAUCUAUGUGGUGCCUACCAAUGCGUUCGGGAAACGCGCUGAUCAGCGCUAACGCGUCAUUUAAUUCUUGUGUGUUGUACAAUGUACAAUAUACAAUAUUUUUUUAUAUAUGCUUACAAUGAUUACAAUGUACAAUAUACAAUGAACAAGAAAAAUUGAAUGAUACGUUAGCGCUGAUCGGUGCGCUUUCCGAAUGCAUCUUUGGUUGGCACUACAUAGAUACGCCUCUUAUAAUCCCAACGAUCCUGAGACUUGGAAUCGCGACCAUCCGUAUCGAGGCCCGCCGUACGGCAAGGGGAAGACAGUAGGCGUAGCUCUCGACAGUCGACCGAGAUGAUCAAUCAAUUCCGAGCUCUGUUUUAGAUCUUAUCGUCCGUAUCCCAAUCCCUCGUGCAUGUACUGUGUUUUCUUAUCCCUUCGCGAUUUCUGAGAGAGGUUCGUCAAGAUUCGUCGAGGUAUUGUGUAAAUUUCUUUCGUGACACGGUCAGCAAGUGCGUUGAGUCGUGAACAAGUCAAGUCACCGAUUAAUGCAGCCGGUGACUCGGUCCCACCGGUCACACUGGUUAGGUAAAACGAAAUUACGAUGUGUGGUAUACCGCCCUUGUAUCUCUCGUCCCCGAUGCCAUUAUUAUCGGCUGUCAGCUUGAUUAAUCUAGGAGAGUUCGAUUAUUAUUGCUGAAGACGGGCGUUUUUUCGGAUCUGGCCAUUAAAUCGCAUGUAAUCGAGAUCCUCGGUGAAACGUCGCCGCAAUGCGAACAGAUAGACGCGGAUUGUUAACGUGCCGCGCUAGCUUAAAUAUUGCGACUCGGCUAAUGUGUAUUGUUGAACAUGGUUUAUGCGACGGAAAGUAAUAAAGUAAUAAAUUAGUAUACAUUUUUUUCCUAUGCGUUGAACGUUGAGGAAUUAUUGUAACUAUAUAUUACAUUAUUUAAUUUUGCAUUUAUAUACAUCUUUAUUAACUGAUUACGAAUAAACGAGAGAAAACGAUAGCGAGAUUCUUACGAUUUCUUGCGAUUUUAUUCGUUUUCCGAUUGUGCACGAUCAGUGCGAUCGCGGAGUGAGCUUCUUCCGUUUCCGAUUAUUUUUUGCAGCAUGUAUAAAUAAACUUUGACCAAUGUA
Molecule: messenger RNA, 3979 nt
Organism: Odontomachus brunneus
Lineage: Eukaryota; Metazoa; Arthropoda; Insecta; Hymenoptera; Formicidae
Product: DDB1- and CUL4-associated factor 5
Exons: 7
Coding region: 138-2567 (809 amino acids)
Biological process (GO): negative regulation of fatty acid biosynthetic process
Cellular component (GO): Cul4-RING E3 ubiquitin ligase complex; cytoplasm
Molecular function (GO): protein binding
Source: RefSeq, a predicted model, not a curated record